Poecilia reticulata (guppy) is the source of this 1461-nucleotide messenger RNA. It is a transcript of the gene myadmb, whose product is annotated as myeloid associated differentiation marker b. NCBI's taxonomy places the organism in Eukaryota, Metazoa, Chordata, Actinopteri, Cyprinodontiformes, Poeciliidae. Gene Ontology annotation, cellular component: membrane. The record is from RefSeq and is a predicted model, not a curated record.
GCACGAAUGUAAGUAACCAUGGAAACGCAAGAGGCUGAACUUUUGCUCUGUGGGAGUUGAGCAUCAGAGUCAUUUCGUCGGAGGAGGAGGAGCAGGAGGAGUUCAGACAGAUGUGAAUAACGGCGCAUAUGUUCGCCGCCUAAUUUGGUUUUCUGGGCGUGGAGCCGCUGUUCUGGGGGGUGGGUUGGAAAAUCCAGCCAGAGGGCUGAAGAGUUACAAUCUGCAUCUUUCUACCUCUGCUUGCUCUGGAGAACAGAGACCAGCGUCAGGGAAAAAGCUUACCAUCUUGCUGAAGGUUGGCAGUGAAAGUCUGCUUCAGGAAGAAAACCUUUGGAUAAAUCUCACCAUGCCUGUCGUCCUGAAAUCCAGUCCUCUGCUCUGGACGCGGCUGGCUGCGCUGGUCUUCACCUGUGUGGCCUUCUCUUUGGGUUUGCAUGGGGCCAAACUCUACCUCCGCACUGGAGACUUUUGCAUCUUCUGCUGGGCCUUCAGCUUCGCCGGGACUCUUCUCGUCAUCCUGGUGGAGCUUUUCGGCCUGCAGACUAGAGCCCCCGUUUCCUGGAAGAACUUCCCCAUCACCUUUGCGUGCUACGCCGCCCUGCUCUGCCUGUCGGCCUCCAUCAUCUUUCCCAUCUACUUCCUGAGGGGUUCUGGAGAACAAAGCGAGGUCCGCGACUUCCGCAUCGUGUGCACCGUUUUCUCCUGCCUGGCCACCAUUGCCUACAUGAGUGAGGUCAUCCUCACCAAGGCUCGGCCGGGCGAGGUCGCCGGCUACAUGGCCACCGCUCCGGGACUGCUCAAAGUCCUGGAAACCUUCGUGGCCUGCGUCAUCUUCGUCUUCAUCAGCGAACCCGUUUUGUACGACCGUCACCAUUCGGUGAAGUACUGCAUGUCGGUGUACUGCAUCUGCUUCAUCCUGACUGCGGUCAUCAUCCUGCUCUGCAUCGGCGAGUGCACCGGGUUCCUCCCUUUUCCAUUCGCCCGCUUCCUGUCCGCCUACUCACUGCUGGCUGUCGUCCUCUAUCUGUCAGCAACCAUCAUCUGGCCGAUCUUCAACUUUGACCCCCAUAAUGGCGGCCAGAAACAGAGACCAUACAACUGCAGCAGCGCGGUUGGCUUGUGCACCUGGGACAAGUGCCUGGCGGUGGCCGUGCUCACCGGGGUCAACUUUAUCCUCUACCUGGCCGACCUUAUCUACUCCACCCGCCUGGUGUUUGUCAGCGCCUGAUUGUAGGAGAAGGAAGUUGAGCUGAAAGUUACGAUGGCAUAUUAGGACCACGUAGAUAGACAAUAACAGAGGAGUAAAUUUCUGCCAAAACACUCAGAAAUUUUCUAGAAAAACUUGGAAAUUUCUGAGUUUGGAAAGUUACAAUUUUGCUAUGCGAAACUGAAAUUUUGAGAUUAAUCUCAGAAAUUCUUCAGAAAAAACGUGGAAAUUUCUGCCUUUGAAAAGUCAAAUAU